Molecule: messenger RNA, 3177 nt
Organism: Asterias rubens (European starfish)
Lineage: Eukaryota; Metazoa; Echinodermata; Asteroidea; Forcipulatida; Asteriidae
Product: activating signal cointegrator 1 complex subunit 2-like
Exons: 18
Coding region: 96-2321 (741 amino acids)
Biological process (GO): regulation of DNA-templated transcription
Molecular function (GO): ubiquitin binding
Source: RefSeq, a predicted model, not a curated record
CAAAACAACACGUACAAAUAAUUGACAACAUCAUCAUCAGAGAGCGGGUGUCACACGAUCGUCUGUUUUGCCUGGAAGAAUCUUGAAAUUUCAAGAUGCCUGCAACGUUGGCGCUAGAUCAACGACAGAUUCCGAUAUCAUCCGGAGGUCAUGGCAGUGAUGAUGUCACUAAACCAGCAUUAGAUCUGUAUUGGAAGGAGAAGGUGGAUUUUCUAACCUAUGAAAGCCCUCUGGAAGAUUUAUCGGACUUGGCAUCUUUAGAAGAAUGGACUGGUAGACUUGAGUUCAUCAUCGAGGACCUAAGCUGGCUUCUUAAACUUCCUCAUCACAAAUUCUGGAGCCAGGUGAUGUUUGAUCCGAGUCUUCAGAGAUGUCUUGAUUCAUAUCUUCGUAAUGCUCCAAGGCCCUAUGACCCUGUGACCUCACUUCCUGUUGACCUUGCUGCUAGACAUCGCACCCUUCAUAAACAAGUCUUCAUGACGUUCUUGCGUAUGGCCACACACAAAGAAUCUAAGGAGAAUUUCAUUACACCAGGUGUCUUUGGUGAUUUCAUUUAUGAGAACUUCCUCUUUGAUGUCGCUAAACUGAUUGAACUUAGCGUUCUAUAUGGAGGCGGGAAUGCAGACCUUCUUGGGAAGAUGAUUGAAAAUAUCUUCAGAUAUCAGCCAAAGUUUAACGAGGAUCUCGUCACGGUGGUACCUGACAUUCUAAAGAUCUUCGAUGUUGUUCUUGAGAAAUGUAAACUGAAGCCCGACUCAGACAACCACCAAGCUGCACCACCAUCCAGAGUUCUUCAUACAAUGCCUGAGGUAGAGCUACGAGACCUGAUUCACUACAUCACUGACUCGGCUUUGAGUAUUCUAGCUUUCUUAGACAUCUACCCACAAGGUGCUUAUGCAUUCAAAGCUAAUAACUUUGUCUCAAAGAUGGCAGCAUUCUUUGAGAUUAUGGUUCCAGCUUUUGAUAAAGCCCUAAAGGAAAGACAUUGGGAAGAUGAAAGCAAGAAAAAAUCCCUGAAAAAACAUCUUCAUCUCGGAAAGGUCAGCCUGGCUAAAGUUUGUCAAUCCAUCGUAGCUACUUGUCACAUGCAACCGAUCCUAGAUAACACAUCUAAAGAAGAAAGAUCUCGGUUAGUUGAGGAAUAUUUGGAGUUGAUGUCGACCCUUCUAUCUGACAAAUAUUUCCUGUCAGUUUUUGCUCAUCAGUAUCAAAUCGGAGAAGACCUAGACGUCAUUCUACAAAAAGCUCAUGUAGACGAGACUAGAGCCCAGUUCAUCUUAGAUGGUUUCAAGAGUGCCAUGGCAACCAAAGCUAAACAAAAACAUGCUGGGAAUGAUGUCAGUUUGAAAUCACUAACGGAGGUAACUACCCAGGGGCAUGUUGGCAUUGACGCAGGGCACCAGUACGACGCAAUGCCUGAAGAUUACCAAACGGACGAGUAUGUUGAAGCAUUGGCUCCGUCAUCAUCUGGAGCAUGUGGAGGAGGAGUCUCCGACGUCCAAAUGGCUUCACUAAUCUCAUCUGUUAAAGACUUAUUCCCUGAAUAUGGAGAGGGCUUUAUUGAGGCUUGCUUAGAAGAAUACAUGAAUGAUAGCAGUCAAGUCAUCAAUGCUAUCCUGGAAGAUAAACUUGUACCUGGACUACGAGACCUGAAUAAGACAAUGGAACGAACUGUAAAGAAACCACAACCCCAAGUCAAGACAUCUGCAGCACCAUCUCUACUUCAACAACGCAGUAAUAUUUAUCAGAAUGAUGAGUUUGAUGUGUUUAGUAGAGGCACUGUAGACACAAAUAAGAUCCACAAGGGAAAAAGGAGUGAGAAACUCGGAACUCUACUGAAUGACAAGACUCAUCUUCGUAGUCUCCGGCCGAUGUACGAGGAAUAUGAGAACGAGUAUGAUGACGAAUAUGAUGAUACGUAUGAUGCUAACGAUGUGGGAGCAGGAGAUGCUGACUCAGCUGAUGAACUCACUGCUAGGAGUUUCAUGGUUUCAUUUUUCAGGCCGUUUAUGGUACCUAGGGUGCUUAGAGAAACUCAAGAUAACAGCUCUGGUGAAGAUGAUAAUCAGGAACCACCACCAGGGCGUAAUGCUAAUCGUGCCGAUAACUUCCAGCAGCCAACGGCUCCUAGACCCCAAGGGACUAGAGGGGGUGGGCGUGGAGCGUCACGUGGUGCCGUCCAAGGACAGGGCAAGGGAAGAGGACAAACUAAGGAGACACAGAGGGCGAGAGGGUCCAAGGAGAAGAAUAAAGGAAGGGGAGCGAAUCAUAACAGGAAAGCAAUGGCCGAUAAGAAACGGAGUAAAGGGAUGUUGUCGUAGAGCGUUUAUGAGUUACGUCUUGUUACCUGGGUCUAAUUUUAAAUACAUUGUUGUUAAACAGCAAAUACUGCUUGAUUAUUUUCUUUGCAAAGCAAAUUGAGUGGGGCACCAGAAACAAGAAUGUAAUAACGGAAAUCAGCCUUUCACAGAAAAAAGUUACUUUAGUAUGAACUUCUUAUUAGUAGUUUUCAGACUAAAAUUAAACAAAAAGUUUUUAUGCUUACCAAUUCUGCAUAUACCUAUGAUCCAGUUUAGCGUUGACAAAUGAAAAAAACAAUCUCUUCUGAUGUUGGUAGUGGUUAUGCACAAGGCUUUGAAAUUCAACUUUGUGAUGCACUGAUUGCAGAAUAUCACUUAGAAAAUGUGGACUCUCCUUGGGGAAAACUCUUGGUGGCGCUGUUCAUGUGAAUAAACAAAUAAAAUAUUAAGAGAUUUAAUAACGAAUGAUACAACCAGGGCCCAAUUUCAAAAGUAGCUAAAGCGCAACUAAAUUUAGCUUACCAGAACUGAUCUGACUGGUAUCCUGCAGAUUUCUGCUUAGUUGUUGCUUAAGCAGCUCUAUGAAAUUAAGCCUGGCUUGCAACUGAUACAGCAAGACUUUGUACUGCAUUCCAACUUUCAAUGGCGUGCAGAUCUAAAACCAAAGACAAGGAAAGCUAAAAAAAGUUGAUUAUAACAACUAAAUUGGAGUGAACAGGAUGUGAACAUGUAACUGCAUGAAUACUGUACCUGCGAGUCACAAACUCUGCUUCCAGCCUUACAUAGUUUUUCUUUUUCUUCAGCGAAACAGUCAACACUUGUACCACUGGACUUAUAGUCAUGCAAAUCAUAUUUGUUUAUUUCAACUCAUCAAAAA